CCCUCCACUCGGAGUUCGGCGGUGCCGGACCAUGAUCGCUCCGGGCGCCGUGCGCCGGGCGCGGCGGAGAACCUGACCCGACCCGGGAACAUGGAGCUCAGCGGCCGCAGCUUCAGCUGCCGGAGGCGCUCGGUCCUCAGAUCCGAGUCGCACCUUAACCAGAGCGUGCAGCGGUUCAUGGCGAGUCCUCUGGUGACCUGGGUGAAGACCCUCGGCACCACCCUGGACGUGAACGGCGGGGACGAGAUCCAGUACCUGGAGCUGAAGACGCCGGGCCGCAGAGACUGCCAGAGCGACUACCUCAAGCUGGUCGAUGGCGUCUUCCUCAACAGAAUCAUGAGGGAAAUCGACCCCAACCCGCCAACCCAGCGCGUCUAUCGCAACGAGAACAACGACGAGGUGCUGAGGGUGCAGAACCUCUCCAUCCUGCUCCAGCACAUCAAGACCUUCUACCAGGAGGACCUCCAACAGUUGGUGCUGAUGGCUCCCCCGAAUGUCCAGCUGCUGGGACGGGACCCUCUCAGUGACGAGGGGCUGCAGGAACUGAACAAGCUCCUUCUCCUCCUGCUGGGAUGUGCCGUCCAGAGCGAGAGGAGGGAGGAAUUCAUCCAGCAGAUCCAGACAAUGGACCUGGACACACAGGCCUCCGUGGCUGGUCACAUCCAGGAGGUCACUCAGAACCCGCAGAACGUGCUGUCGCUACAGUGGCCGGAGAUGGACUCCCUGACUUCGCACGAGUUGCAGCUGCUCUUUGACAACAUGGCCUGUCACCUCAGGGCCCUGGCCAAGCAGAGAGAUGACAACAUGGAGCGGCUCUCUGAGCUGAUACAGGAGCGGGAGCGGGGCCCGGGCGAGGCCUGGCCCCACGGGGCCCCACCCUCCAUCCACGGGCCCGCGGACACCCCCCGGAACCUGACCGUCCAGCUCGCCGACUCCAGGGCCAAGCUGCGGCGCCUGCGCCAGGAGCUGGAGGAGAAGGGCGAGAAACUCCAGGACUGCAAGCAGGAGCUGCAGGAGCUUCAGAUGGAAUUCAAGACUCUGCAGAAGCAGAACCGCGAGCUGGUGCUAGAGGCCCGGACGGCGCAGACCUACAGGGACGAGGUGGACGUGCUGCGGGAGAAGGCCACCCGUGUGGACCGGCUGCAGCACGAGGUGAAAGCCUACAAGGAACGGCUGAACAGCAUCGAGUUCUACCGCGGGAAGGCUGAGGAGGAGAGAGAGUACAAUCAGGCGCUGCUGGAGACCAAGUCCCUGCUGGAGGAGCAGCUGGAAGCCGCCCGUGCCCGCUGCGACAAGCUGCACCAGGCAGAGAUGGAGAACCUGAUGCUGCGGUCAGCCCUGCGCGACCUGGAGACGGAGCGGGAGAAUGACAGGCAAAGGAUCGAGGAGCUCCUGGACAUCAACCUCAGCCUCAAGGCCGAGGUGAACGAGAGACUGGACAAGGCAGCGGAAACAACAUGGACAGCAGGGCCACUCUCCGAGGAGCUCGCGCACGGGGAAGGUACCGCGAAGCCCCUCAGCGAGGAGGUGGGCGAGGCGGCCACACGGCAGCUGGUGCAGCUGGAGCGGGAGAACCAGGAGCUGCGGCGCAGGCACGAGGAGCUGCGGCAGAGCUUCAGGGCUGCUGACAUCAGCAGCAGCGCCAGGAUUGCCGGCCUGGAGCAGGAGCGGCAGCAACUGCAGACGGCGCUGGAAAGACUCCAAUCCCAGCUGGAUUCCGAGAAGGAGGGCGUGCGGGACGCGGAGCUGCACAACUCCGAACUACUGGCGGAGAAAUCGCGGCUUGAGGAGUGUCUGCGGACGCUGCGGGAGGACUGGAACCGUGAGGUCCAGGAGCUGAGGCUGGAGAUCACUCGCCUAGCACCGUCCUCGGCCCUCCAGGGGCAGCGACCCCAGCCCGGAUCCGAGGCCGCACCUGGCGGCCAACCGCAGGGGCGGAGCGGGCCGCCAUCGCCGCCGAGCCGGCCAGAGCUGGAGGAUCCGGGGGAGAAGCGCGAGGGGCCGGAGCGGGAGAAGGCGCGGCCCGGCCUGGGCGGGGACCCAAGCCCGGGCCUGGAGCUGCCGAAGGUGGAGGCGGCCCCUGAGGGUCGGCGGGAGCCGCAGGCGGAGGAAGGCCGCAGGCUGCGCUGGGCCCCGGAGGGGGAGGGGCCACGCGACCCCGGCGGGGCGCCGGAGGGCCCGAAGAAAGAGGAGGAGGGGGGCUGGCAGCUGCCGAGGGGCCCGGAGGAAGUGACAGGACUGGAGAACCAGGACUGCAGCGAGGCCCCUGAGGGUCUGGAGGAGGAAAGCUGCAGGCAUUGUACGGCCCCGGAGGAGGAGACCCGGGACCACAGUGAGGCCACAAGGGAGGUGGCAGUGGUGGAGAACCAGGACUGUGGCAAGGCCCCAGAGAGUUAUUGUGGGCCAGAGGAGAAGGAGGAGGAGGGCCACAGGCUGACCAGGGUCCUGGAGACUCACCAGACCGAGGAGGAGGAGGAGGCCCGACAAGCCCUAGAGGCAGAGAGGGCAGAGCUGGCGAGGGAGAGGGAACAGCUGCGGAAGAAGGCAGGCUCCCUCCGGGCUUCGCUAGCCCGCUCCCAGGAGCUGGAGUCGGCCUGCCAGGCGCUGCGGGCCGAGGCCCGGCGGCAGGCCCGGGCCCUGGAGCGGGCCGAGGGCCGCGUCUCCGAGCUGGAGCGGGAGGCCGAGGCGGCCGAGGCGGAGGCACAGCGGAGGCAGAGGGAGGCCGAGGAGGGCUGGGCGGCGGCCCGGCGCCUGGAGCAGGAGAAGGAGGUGCUGGGCGAGGCCUCGGCCCAGGCCGAGAAGGAGAAGCGGCAGCUGGAGAAGGAGGCACGGCGCCUGAGGCAGCAGGCCGGUGUGCUGGAGGCCUCGCUGGACGAGCAGAACGCCCGCAUCCUCCGGCUGGAGCAGGAAAACCGGCGACUGGUGGCCGAGGCCGGCCGGGUUGGCGAACUGCUCGGCAGCCUGGCCGAGCUGGAGGCCGAGAGCGCAGGGCUGGCACGGCGGCUGGCGACCGAGCAGGGACAGCUGGCCUCGGUGCGAGAGGAGCUGUUGAACGAGAAACUGAAAACACAACAGCUGAGUAACCAGCUGGAAAACCUGAGCCACAAACUGCAGAGGCUGCGUCCGAACUCGGAGCAGGCGGUGACGAGCGCCCCGGCCGACCAGCUCAGUAAGUUUGACCAGCUGGAGCUGAGGCUGGACUCGGUGCUGAGGGAGUCGCUACAGAUGAAGGACGCGCACAUCGAGCGGCUGUGCGCCCAGCUGGAGGCGGCCGAGCAGGGCAACGCUACCCUCUCGGAGCAGCUGCGGGAGCUGAAGGAGAGUCUGGAGCGGCCCCAGCCCGAAGGCGACGCGGCUGAGCGGAGCUCGGGCACAGGGAGCGAGGCCGAGGAUUCCCAGCGGGAACGCCGCGACUCCGUGCAGGACCCACUCAGCGCCCGGCUCAUCGAGGUGGAGCGGAAGAACGCCACGCUGCUGGCGGAACAGGGGUCCCUGAGCUGCCGGGCCCGCCAGCUGGAGUCGCAGGUCCAGGGGCUGCAGGCGCAGACGCUGACGCUGCAGAACCACUGCAUCUCGCUGCAGGAGCAGGUGGGCAGCCUGCAGGCCCACAACACCAGGCUACAGGUGGAGAACACCUCGCUGGGCUCGAAGAACGAGGCGCUGGUGGCCGAGGGUGUCCAGCAACGGGCCCGCCAGGCCUCGCUGGAGGCGGAGGCCAAGGCGCUGGGCCAGGAGCACGCGGAGGUGAGGGGGCAGCUCGAGGCCCUGACCAGGGACCACGCCCGGCUGGCCAUCCUCCAUGAGCGCCAGGAGGCCGAGCUCGAGGCCCUCGUCAAGAAGCACGUGGCCCUGAAGGGAAGCUACAAGGCCCUGGAACUGGAGCACAAGGAGCUGGAGGCGAGGUACAGCCAGCUGCAGGCCGAGAAGGAGCGUCUGGAGCAGCUGGAGGCCGGCCUGAGGAGCCAGCAGGAGGCGCUGGAGCUGGAGGCCGGGAAGCAGCAGAGCCUGAGCCUGGCCCACCAGCAGCUGAAAGACGAUUACAACAGGCUGAGCCAGCUACACGGAGACGGCGUGCGUCAGUGGGAGGAGCUGCUGGCCGAGCACACGGUGGUGAAGGGCCAGUUGAGCGGACUGCAGCUGGAGAAGGCGCGGGCCGACCUGGAGCAGGCGGCCCUGAAGGAGCAGUUCCAGCAGCUCGAUGUGCGCUGGACCAAGCUCAGCUCCCACUGCGAGCUCCUGGGCGAGUUGAAGUCCAACCUGGAGGAGGAGAACCGUCAGCUGAUCCAGCAGGUGAAGGCGCUGACCGACGACAACCGAACCCUGCUGGAGAGGACGGUGGAGAGCCGGGACCAGUUCCACGAGGAGCAGCGGCAGUACGCGGACAAACUGAACAAACUGCGGAGGGAGAAGCAGAAACUGGUGGAGAAGAUCAUGGAUCAGUACAGGGUGGUGGAGCCUACCAUGCCCAGGAGCAAGAAGGGGAACUGGAUCGCCGACAAGAUGAAGAAGCUGAUCAGGCCACGGAAAGAGGUGAGCAAGGACCAGCUGAGGCCUUACUUCAUCUCGCCGGCCGGCGGCCCCGACGCGGCCGAGGGCAUCGUCCACCUCUCCCAGCUGGAGAAUUCCAGCCUCCUCUACGAAUCGGACCAGCCUGCCGGCGCCCCGGACGCGCGGGGCCCGGAGGGGGAGGGAGGAGCCCCCGGGCAGCCGGAGACGAUGCUGGUGCGGACCCGGCGGAAGCUGAGCUCGCGGAUCUACGGAGCGGACACCCCGCGCACCCGCUUCCGCCAGCGGCGGGUGGGCUGGGAGGAGGAGGAGGCCGAGACCAGCAGCACGGCUAGCCGCGACAGUGACCCGGCGCUGGACGGCAAAGAGAUAGCCAAGACCUUGGAGCAGGCGAGAGAGAGCCCCAGCGAGGCCGGCCGAGCACAGAGGCAGCACGGAAGGUGGGUGUCCUUCGUUUGA
Messenger RNA from Mobula hypostoma (lesser devil ray), 4965 nucleotides. Its product is annotated as girdin-like. Gene Ontology annotation, cellular component: cytoplasm; centrosome. Gene Ontology annotation, biological process: cytoplasmic microtubule organization; cytoskeleton-dependent intracellular transport. Gene Ontology annotation, molecular function: dynein light intermediate chain binding; microtubule binding. Lineage: Eukaryota; Metazoa; Chordata; Chondrichthyes; Myliobatiformes; Myliobatidae. The record is from RefSeq and is a predicted model, not a curated record.